This is a messenger RNA of Hirsutella rhossiliensis, 3591 nucleotides long. Its product is annotated as peptidase family m41 domain-containing protein. The transcript is spliced from 5 exons. The record is from RefSeq and is a predicted model, not a curated record. Gene Ontology annotation, cellular component: m-AAA complex; membrane. Gene Ontology annotation, biological process: mitochondrial protein processing; methylation; protein-containing complex assembly. Lineage: Eukaryota; Fungi; Ascomycota; Sordariomycetes; Hypocreales; Ophiocordycipitaceae. Bases 1 to 3591 code for a protein of 1196 amino acids. Gene Ontology annotation, molecular function: ATP-dependent peptidase activity; nucleic acid binding; zinc ion binding.
AUGCCACGACUCCCGCCAUGGCUUUUCCGGCAGGCCAAGCAUCAAUCGCCUCAUCUCGCGGCGCUUGUCCCCGCCUGCAGGGACCUCCAGUCAGCCCGAAACGAGCUCCGCUGGAUCACAGAAGGCCGAGGACUUCCCUUGCAAUACAUCCUCGGAUCGCAGCCCUUUGGCCAUCUGGACAUCAAGUGCCGACCCGGCGUCCUCAUCCCUCGGCCGGAGACUGAGGCCUACGCAUGCCACCUUGUAGACUUGAUCAGAACCAGGAGGCACCUGGACAAGAAUCCGAAUUCUGGUAGUCACGGGCUGAAUAUUAUCGAUUUUUGCACUGGCACUGGCUGCAUCCCGCUGCUUUUGUUCUCGUCGCUUCACAACUCUUUCAGUGCGCUCAAUGUGCUCGGAGUUGACAUUGCACGUAAGGCCGUCAAGCUCGGACGAGGGAACAUCGGCAGAAACAGGAAACUUGGCCACGUUGGGUGCCCGAGUCACGGAAAGAGCAUUGCGAUAUCGAGAGGCGAUAUCUUUGACGACCAAGACAUUCAGGCACUCGCCAGUUGUCGCUGGGAUAUCCUCGUGUCGAAUCCGCCCUACGUCUCUCGGCGGGUGUGGGACAAUGGACACGGACAGCUGGGCUACUCGGUUCGAAAAUAUGAGCCACGGCUGGCCCUUGUCCCGGGCAACCACCUUGCUGUACCCCCUGGGUGGGAGCGCGAGGAUGUCUUUUACGCGAGACUGUUGGACGUUGCGGCGUUGCUGCAACCGGAAACUGUCCUGUUGGAACUCGGCGACGAAGCUCAAGCGCGGCGUGUCCUGUCCCGAUUUCCCCAGCAUCUGUUUGCCCAAGGCUCAAUUGUCGAGCUCUGGCGGGAUUAUCCUGACCUGACGCCUGCUCACGGGGAGGACGCCCGGCUAGACGUGGCGACGGUGCCUGACUUGUCCGGCAAUCGAGCCAGCUCGCGCGGCUAUUACGCCUGCCACCACAGCCAAGAUUCUCCCGCGGCCUGCAAGUAUCCAUUGCGUCUCGAUCGAUCCUAUCAAGAGGCUGCGCAACGCCGUACGCCGAAUAAUGACGAACAAAAUGGGCAGAAAAAUGACAAUAAUGAGUCCGAGGCUCAAGCCGAAGAGGGCCACAAGUCCGAACCGGGGAAAGAGCCCCCGCCCCCCCUGCCCGAGGGCUGGAUCCGGCUGAACAAGGAAGAAAUGGCUCAACUGGCGGCCUUUAAAGAAUCGAUGCCAAAGGCUCAGCAAGAAGUUCUGCAGCAGUGCUUGGCGGGACUCAAAGAGACUGGCGCGCCGGCAGAGCUACGAGACAUACUUCAAAAGAUGCGCAAGGGGCCCGGAAACUUGGGCAUAUUAGACAAGGGAAAGCUGAUGCGAUGUGCCUUUGUCAUGGUGGAGAGGUUGGCGGAAUGGGAGUCGGAGCAAUCGGCAAAGAAGGAAAUGGUCAACAAAAACGACGCCAAGGGACAAGAGAACAAGGGGGGCAAAGAGAACAUGAGGGACGACGACGGCCAGGCCCGCGGCAAGCGAUCGGACGACCCGGCGCAGAACGAACAAGACCCUGAGCAGCAAGAGCCGAAAAAGGAAAGGAGCGGCUGGGCGGAAGCUGCUCAGACCGCUGUCGUCCUCGCCGUCACUCUCUGGCUCGCCGAGACGCUGAGCAAGCCUUUCACCGAGAAGGAGAUCACCUGGCAGGAGAUGCGUCGGGCUUUCUUGGACAAAGGCUUGGUGCAGAAGCUCGUGGUCAUCAACGGCUCGCAGGUCCGAGUGGAGCUGCAUCCGGAGGCGGCCCAAACAACUUCUGAGUCGGGGGCCGCUGGCCGGAGGACAUAUGUCUUCUCCAUUGGCUCCGUUGAGUCGUUUGAGAAGAAGUUGGAGGAGGCCCAAGAUCAGCUCGGCAUCCCUCCGUCGCAGAGGAUCCCGGUGAGCUACGAGACGGGCGGUAGUACUUUCGGAAAUCUCUUCCUGGCGUUUGGGCCGACGCUCCUGUUCAUCGGCCUCAUCUUGUGGACCCAAAAGUCCAUGAGUGGGCGUGGUGGCGCUGGAGGCAUGUUCAACUUUGGAAAGAGUAAGGCCAAGAAGUUCAACGCGGAGAGCGCAGUCAAGGUCAAGUUUGCGGAUGUUGCCGGCCUCGAAGAAGCGAAGACGGAGAUUAUGGAGUUUGUCAGCUUCCUGAAGCAGCCCGAGAAGUUCGAGAAGCUCGGGGCCAAGAUUCCUCGCGGCGCCAUUCUUGCCGGGCCACCAGGUACUGGAAAGACGCUGCUGGCGAAGGCGACCGCCGGAGAGUCUGGGGUUCCCUUCUUCAGCGUCAGCGGCUCCGAGUUUGUGGAGAUGUUUGUGGGUGUUGGCCCGUCCAGAGUCCGCGACUUGUUCGCCGAGGGCCGCAAGAACGCGCCGUGCAUCAUCUUCAUUGAUGAGAUCGACGCUAUCGGCAGAGCCAGGAUGGACAGCGGCCGUGGUUUCGGCGGCAACGAUGAACGAGAGGCGACUCUCAACCAGAUCCUCACGGAGAUGGACGGCUUCAACACUCGGGAACAGGUCGUGGUCCUGGCCGGCACCAACCGCGCCGACAUUCUGGACAAGGCGCUCAUGCGGCCGGGCCGUUUCGACCGGCACAUCUACAUCGACCGGCCCACGAUGAACGGACGAAAGGAAAUCUUCAAGGUCUACCUCAAGAAGAUUGUCACCAAAGAGGAUGAGGAGCAUCUAGUGGGCCGACUUGCCACUCUGACGCCCGGGUUCUCUGGCGCCGACAUUUCCAAUGUCGUGAACGAGGCCGCCCUGAUUGCCGCGAGAGUCAAUGCUGAAGACGUCAAGAUGGAGCACUUUGAGCGGGCGAUUGAGCGAGUGGUUGGCGGGCUGGAACGCAAGUCGUUGGUGCUGAAGCCAGAGGAGAAGAAGACGGUGGCGUAUCACGAAGCUGGCCACGCCAUCUGCGGCUGGUUCCUGCGGCACGCGGACCCGUUACUCAAGGUGUCCAUUAUCCCCCGCGGGCAGGGAGCCCUGGGCUACGCGCAGUACCUGCCGCAGGAUGCCUAUCUCAUGAACACGAACCAGCUGAUGGACCGCAUGGCCAUGACCAUGGGCGGGCGCGUGUCGGAGGAGCUCCAUUUCCCCACUGUCACGACGGGGGCCAGCGACGACUUCAAGAAGGUAUCGCAGUUGGCGCGCAACAUGGUGACGCAAUGGGGCAUGUCGGACAAGGUGGGGCCGGUGCACUUCGAGAACGACCCGAACCGGAUGCACAAGCCCUUUGCGGAGGCGACGGCGCAGCAGAUUGACCAGGAGGUGCACCGGAUAGUCGAGGAGGCCUACCGGCGCUGCAAGGACCUGCUGACGGAGAAGAAGCACGAGGUGGGACUCAUCGCGGAGGAGCUGCUGAAGAAGGAGGUGCUGGUGCGCGACGACAUGGUGCGGGUCCUGGGCAAGCGGCCAUUUGACGACAACGAGGAGUUCGAGAAGUACUUUGGAGGGGGCAAGGAGGAGAGCGCUCCGCCUCCGUUCCCGUCCGAGACGGACACGCCAAAGGGCCCGCCGGCACCAGCGCCUGCUUUCGAGCAGCUGCGCGACGCGAGGAGCCGGGAGCUUAGAUGA